This is a messenger RNA of Caenorhabditis bovis, 993 nucleotides long. Lineage: Eukaryota; Metazoa; Nematoda; Chromadorea; Rhabditida; Rhabditidae. The record is from the annotation of a GenBank genome assembly.
AUGGCCGACGGAAUCGAUUCGUUAGUUGGUCAGCUUCGAGAAGGAUUCCAAGUCGAUCCGGACGCAUUGGGCGAACACCCUCGAUACAGUCAGUACAAGAAUUUGGCGAAAGCGGCCGAGCUUCAGGCGAAACGGCGACAAGAUGCUCUCGAUAGGCAGAAAGAAGGACGAUAUUUGAAGUUGAUGAAGCUUCGAAAUCUGGUUGGCGAUGAGACGACAGAUGAGGAUGAUGAGGAGCUGGAGGAGGAGGCUGUCGAGGUGAAUGAGCCGAAAGAAGAGAAGCGGUUGAAAAUGAGGAAUAAGUAUGCCGAUCAGCUAAUGCUCAGCGAAUGGCUCGUCGACAUUCCCGAUCAGCUGUCCGAACAAUGGACGAUGGUCGUUGCGCCGAUCGGAAGGCGUUGCCUCGUGGUGGCCACAAAAGGUCUCACCAAUGCGUACAACAAAUCGGGACGAAACGUGAUGCAAUUCAACUCGUACCUACCCGGCGGCUAUGGGCGCAACAAGUGUAACUCGCACACGGUUCUCGAUUGCAUUUUUGGCGACAACACGUUCUACGUCAUCGACAUACUGUCGUGGGACGGCCGAGAAUACAACGAGUGUCCGUUCGAUUUUCGAAUGUUCAUGCUCGACUCGAAAAUUCAGGAAACGCCCGAACUCGGGCAGACGUCGAAAAAGCAGAGAUAUCGAUAUGUUGCUGCGGACAAAUGCCCGGCUACUCCAGCAGCGAUGACGGAGAAGAUGAAGCAGACUUUUAACUAUAAGGUCGAUGGUUUGAUGUUUUACCACAAUUCAGUGAUCUAUGAAGCGGGACAAAGUCCGUUGGUUGGUUGGCUCAAACCGUGGAUGAUGCCGGAGAUUCUCAACAUUCCAGUUGCCGAGCACUAUCUAAAAGGCCACGAGCAUUACGCGAAUUCUCAACAAUUCAUCGAUCAGUACAACAAAAAGCACGGUCAUCAAAGUCAAAUCGACAAAUCAAUGGAUGUCGAUAAUUGA